UCCUCCCACUGACCCCGCGGAUUCUCCGGGCCUAAAAGGAAAAAAAAAAACAACCCGAAGCCGAAAAAGAAAAAUCCUCGCCGCCGUCCCUCACCACGGCGACGGCCACCGCGACCUCGGCCCCGACGUUGCCGACGGCGCCCACCAUGUCGGCGUGCUCUCCCGUCCCCACGCUGCGGCCCGACGAGCGGUCCGACCUCCUCUCGCUGCUCGCCGCCGCCGCCCGCCCGCUCGCCGACGUCGUCGCCGACUUCCUCGCGCGGUUCCCCCGCGAGCGCCGCCUCCGCGUCGGCGGCGCCCUCUCCUUCCUCCUCGAGGACAAGAAGAUGCUUCAUCCUACUGGCCGUUUAAUUGCAUUUGCAAUUCUUCAUCAGAGCUAUUCGCCGCAGACAGCAAAUCCAUAUAUUCCUAUAUUGUUAAAUGCAGCCUGUGAUGAAACGUCAGAGAAAUCAGAACGGGCAUUUGUCCAGUUAUUAUUGACUUCAUCUAGUGGCAACAAUAACAACGAGGUCCUGAAUCAGUCUGCCGUAGAUUACAUAAAUGGAUCUGUAUCAGCAUCUCAGGAUUUUUUGCCUCGGGAACAACUUGAGAAGCAAUAUUGCAGUACUAGUGUACAUUCCCGGCCUCAGAUUAGUAGUUUCAGAGCUGCUAUGGUUAGAAGUGCUAUACCAGAUCCAGACGUGCCUCAAAGUUGUGCAAAUUCAUCAGAGUCUUCGAUAUCACCACCUGGAAGCAAACAGAAAUCUGCCUCUGAUGAUAGAGAUACUACUAUUGCUGUUUUACUCCAAGACAAAUCGGGGGGAAGGUUGGGUCCGCAAUGGAUUCGGCCCACACCCCCAAGACUUCCUGUACUUGAUGGGGAGCUACAAUGGUUGAACCCUGACAAUAACCACGAGCUAUUAUGGGAUUAUAGCAUGUGUGCUGACACGAGUCGAGGGGCUGCUAUCCGAGAUUUGAUUGCAAGAGCCUUAAAAGGUCCACUUGCACCUGCCCAACAGGAGCAAGUCAUAGUAGAACUGACAAAGGAUCCUAAACUGGUUUAUUACUGUGGGAUGACCCCACAGAAGCUUCCUGAUCUUGUUGAACACAACCCGCUCAUUGCUGUUGAGGUUCUUUCGAAGCUAAUUCACUCUCCUGACAUUCCUGGUUACUUUGAUGUUCUUGUGCACAUGGAAAUGAGCUUGCAUUCUAUGGAAGUUGUGAACAGACUUACUACUGCUGUUGACCUUCCAACAGAGUUUGUCCAUGAGUACAUCACAAAUUGUAUCCAAUCAUGUCAAAACAUAAAGGAUAAAUACAUGCAAAACAGACUUGUGAGACUAGUUUGUGUUUUCCUGCAGAGUCUUAUCCGAAACAAGAUUAUAAACGUUCAAGAUCUUUUCAUCGAGGUACAAGCGUUCUGUAUUGAAUUUUCACGGAUAAGGGAAGCAGCUGGUUUAUUCCGGCUACUGAAAUCGUUGGAGUGAAAGAAUUUAUAGACUGAUUGUAUCAGACACCGAAAGUUUGAAGUUUGCCUGUUCUGGGUAGUUCUCUGGCCACUGGGUGUUCAAGAUCGGUCUGGUAUGUUACGCGCACCAUCUCAAUUGCAGAAUCCGUGGCACCCUUUGUAAUGACAGUGCAUACCCUUGAAAGAGUGGUGGCUAAAACAGAGUAUACCAAGAGCAGUCGGCCAGUCAUCAGAUAACCAUGUGUUAAUUGUUGGUGCAUGUUUAGAUCAGCUUUGUACUUUGUAGGCUCAUCAUUUGUAUGGAAACGAAUAAUACAUGCAUGCUUUGAUCUAGUCAUAUUUGCCGUGUAACCUAAACAACGCUUCAAUCUGUUUUAUUGUCAGUCUGUUCUCGCCUGGUGCGCGGCUCUGGAUGAUUUUUCCACAAUUGAUUUACCGUUCUGUUUAAACCA
Molecule: messenger RNA, 1899 nt
Organism: Sorghum bicolor (sorghum)
Lineage: Eukaryota; Viridiplantae; Streptophyta; Magnoliopsida; Poales; Poaceae
Product: CCR4-NOT transcription complex subunit 11
Exons: 13
Coding region: 147-1466 (439 amino acids)
Biological process (GO): mRNA catabolic process; negative regulation of translation
Cellular component (GO): CCR4-NOT complex
Source: RefSeq, a predicted model, not a curated record